AUGGGAACCAUAAGUUACGCUCAAGUCGCCCCAACGGCGGCGACUAUCGCUCUCAACGCUUACAUCUACGGCUACGGUGGCCACUCCUUGGUGACUCCGCAUGCAGCCCUCAAGCAACUAUGGUGGACUGAAGAUCGUAUCGACGGCAAGGUAACAAGAAAGUUUGUGGUGUCACAAAUCAAAGGAGCAGAGCGAGAUUUCUUGGACAAACCUCUUGCGUUCGGUGAAGGCUUGACAGACGACACCUACAUGGAAUGGAUCUUGGGACGAGCAAGACGGCUAUUUCUCAUCUUGGCGGAGAUUGGAAAGCCAGAGCAGAUUUUCGGUCUCAUAGAUGACUCCCUGGAUGACGAUGAUCUGCCGUUCUCUCUCAAGAGCAUAGCCGACAUGGAUCUCUGUGUCGAGCCAGACGAACGCUUGAAUCGAAAGUUUCAUGCCACUCAAUUUCUAUACCUCUUACGUCAAAUAGGUCCGGGAGGCCACAUCGACUAUGGACCUCAGGAGCACAUCCCUAUGGAACACGUCCACAAGCUACCGCCAGCCGUAUCGCUCCAGAUCUGGGACAGAAUACAUUUCCCGAAAGAUCAUGAGCAAGUGUUUGUCAGACGCAAGUUUACAUUUGGUGCUGGCGACGAUAAGGACGAUUUGAGAGAAAUUUACAUGCAGGAUCUCGCAGAAGCAAAACAGCUAGCGCAUCCGCACAUCGCCCGAGUAUGGGCCUCAUAUACCGCUGGAGAUGCCGGGUGUAUUCUCUCUGAUUUUGUGCCGGAGCAUACACUGGCAUCCUUCAUUGCUCACCGUACGCCGUACCAGUUCAUGCGUGUACCUCAAGGAGAAAGACCCGUCAUCCUGCUCGAAUGGAUGCAUUGUCUCAUCGAUGCACUUGCUAUGCUACAUCACCGUGGUGUCCAGCAUGGGGCCAUACGACCGUCCAAUGUCAUCAUAGAUCACGACAACUGUAUUGCAUUCUCUGAUAUCGGGAUUUUACGAACGUUCCAGCGUGGCAAGAAAUUCGUAAAGAACGAGGCCUCAGGUUACUCUGCUCCCGAGACACAUCUCCUGAAUGAGCCGCUUAACAUGCCUAAACCUCUUGUUAUACGCAAGAGUCCAUCUCAGAGAUCACUUGGCAGUAACGCAGCAACAGUAUCCACACGCAGGGACACAGGUCUGGAAAGCGAUAUCUUCUCUUUGGGCUGCGUAUACCUCGACCUCGUCACCUACAUCGUCAAGGGCAAACUAUCAGACCUGCAAAAGUUCCGA
Aureobasidium namibiae CBS 147.97 is the source of this 1260-nucleotide messenger RNA. Its product is annotated as kinase-like protein. Gene Ontology annotation, molecular function: protein serine/threonine kinase activity; ATP binding. Gene Ontology annotation, cellular component: cytoplasm. The record is from RefSeq and is a predicted model, not a curated record. Lineage: Eukaryota; Fungi; Ascomycota; Dothideomycetes; Dothideales; Saccotheciaceae. The annotation marks the transcript as partial. Gene Ontology annotation, biological process: protein phosphorylation. The transcript is spliced from 2 exons.